Molecule: messenger RNA, 967 nt
Organism: Pelobates fuscus (common spadefoot toad)
Lineage: Eukaryota; Metazoa; Chordata; Amphibia; Anura; Pelobatidae
Product: oocyte-specific histone RNA stem-loop-binding protein 2-like
Exons: 8
Coding region: 53-880 (275 amino acids)
Biological process (GO): mRNA transport; mRNA 3'-end processing by stem-loop binding and cleavage
Cellular component (GO): histone pre-mRNA 3'end processing complex; cytoplasm
Molecular function (GO): histone pre-mRNA stem-loop binding; mRNA binding
Source: RefSeq, a predicted model, not a curated record
UUAUUUAAAGGGCAAGGAUGCAGGGUUCCCCUGCUCAGCUGUCAGUACUGCCAUGCAGCGACUACCCCCUCAGCUAGAUGUACGGAUGCCACCCAUGUCCAACCCUCAAACACAGCUGUAUGGGCUGCCACCUACUCUACUCCCAGAACCCUGGAUGCUGAUAAACAGCAGUACUGCCUUGGAGGACCUCUUUGGUGUGUCUUCCAGAUCACGUUUUCUUGGUGCUCCAGGGUUAGUGUCAGAGACAGAUUGCUACCAAAAUCAAAGUAUACCACAAAUAACAAGGUCCACAGUUUAUGAAUCCUCCUGUAAAGUGCAAAACCAUAGAGUGGAUGUAGUUAGUGUUGGUGUUGAUACAGAGUUGGAUCUCUUCGAUCUGGAUCAGUCAAGAAUCAGUUCCCCCAAGUUGCAUGGUUCUGCCCACCUUGAAACAGAUGAAGCUAUUUUACAGAGACGACAAAAGCAGAUAGACUAUGGCAAGAACACACUUGGUUAUCAACGCUAUAUUGAACAAGUCCCCAAGGAGCAGAGAAAGCCAGGAAUUCACCCUCGCAGCCCUAACAAAUACAAGAAAUACAGCCGGCGCUCAUGGGAUAUGCAAAUCAAACUCUGGAGGCGUGCACUUCAUGCAUGGGAUCCACCGUUAGAACUCUCAUUUGAAAAAGAAUGGAGUAAUUCCACAGAAAAACUACUAGAAUCGUGGUUUGGAUGCAAAGAACCAUUACAGAAUCUGACGCCUGAUCUAAUUAAUCUACAGUUAUCAAACCCGCGGCAUAUGGACUGUGCCCCUCACAUUCAUGGACCCUCUAAACCAUGCGAUUAUUUAUCUUUCCCUGUCAACACAGACGACUGGUAUUUUUCACAGUGGAAGAGGUUCUAGAUGAAUUAAUACUCAUUUAAGUCUAAUUGGAUUUCGGUUUAAAGAUUUUGUGGAGUGGUGCAGUACAUCAUUCAUUCAGUUUAUGGA